AUGAAUACUAUAAUUCCUGAAGUAUUACCAAGUUCCAUUCCUAUUCCUGAGUUCGUUGUGACAUCUUUCUCAUACACUCUAUACUUUCUUCAUUUAGUGUUGAAUAGAGUACCUGGCGGACAUUAUGUCACAAGUUAUUUGAGUAAAUCUACUCAUGAUGAUCCAUAUAGAACUGCCGUGGAAAUAGGUUUGAUCCUUUAUGGUAUCUACUACUACUUAUCUAAGCCACAGCAAAGGAAGGGAUUGCAAUCAAAUAGACCAAAUUUAACACCUGCUGAGAUUGAUAAUCUCAUUGAUGAAUGGGAACCUGAACCAAUUACUGAUGCCGCGGAAACCCGUGAUUUCUGGAGAUUAGCUAAGAUUCCAGUGGUAAUUGGCUCUGGUGCUAAUAAUUACAUUAAUUUUACCCGUGAUAACGAUAAAGAAAGAUUCGAAAAUGUCUUCAAUUUAACUUCAAUGAAUUUCUUACAAUUAUCAAAGAAAGACGAAGUCGUUCAAGUUGCAAAACAGACGAUAAAGAAUUAUGGUGUUGGUGCAUGUGGUCCUGCAGGUUUUUAUGGUAAUCAAGACGUUCAUAACAAUCUUGAAUACAAUUUAGCCAAAUUUUUCAAUACUGAAGGUGCCGUCUUAUAUGGUCAAGAUUUCUGUGUUUCUCCAUCUGUUAUUCCUGCUUUCACUAAGCGUGGUGAUGUGAUCAUUGCUGAUAAUCAGGUUUCCCUUUCGUUACAAAACGCAUUACAAUUAAGUAGAUCCACAGUUUACUAUUUUGAACAUAAUGACAUGGAACAUCUAGAUGCUAUGCUAACUGAGAUAAAUGAAUCAGAAAAGAGGGAAAACUUACCUGCAAUUCCAAGAAAGUUUAUUGUUACUGAAGGUAUUUUCCAUAACUCUGGUGAUAUUGCUCCUCUACCAGAUUUAGUUAGAUUAAAAUUGAAACACAAAUUUAGAUUAUUUGUUGAUGAAACUUUAUCAUUAGGUGUCUUAGGUAAGACAGGUCGUGGUUUAACUGAACAUUUCAACAUGGAUCGUGCCUCUUCGGUCGAUAUCACUGUCGGUUCCAUGGCUGUGGCCCUUGGUUCAUCAGGCGGUUUCGCACUUGGUGAUAAAGUCAUGUCAAACCAUCAACAUAUCGGUUCUAACGCUUACUGUUUCUCUGCCUGUUUACCUGCCUACACUACAACUGCCGUUUCUAAAGUUUUAGAAAUCAUGGAUAAUGAUAAUUCUGCUGUAUCGAAAUUACAAAGAUUGAGUAAAUUAUUAUUCGAUAAAUUUAAUAAAAAUGAAAAGAUCAAAAAUUUUUUUGAAAUAAUUUCUGAUGAAAAUUCUCCAAUCUUACAUUUAAAAUUAAAUGACCAAUUCAGAUCAAAUGUGUUUGGUUACACGCAAGAAUUAUUAUAUGAUACAAUGGUUCAAUUACAAAAGAAGAGUGUUACCAACAAAUAUUUCGAACCAAGUGAGAUGGAGGAAAAAUUUUUGCAAGAUAUUGUGGACGAUACCCUUAAGACAUGGAACGUACUAAUAACCAGAAACAUAAUCAUUGCUAAACACGAAACGUUACCUAUUGUUCCAAGUUUGAAAAUUUGUUGCAAUUCUGAAAUGACUGAAGAAGAAUUGACAAAAGCUUGUGAUAACAUAGUUGAAUCCAUGGUCAGCUUAUGCUCUACUCAAGCUUAA
Kazachstania africana CBS 2517 is the source of this 1674-nucleotide messenger RNA. RefSeq names its product serine C-palmitoyltransferase LCB1 (gene LCB1). Bases 1 to 1674 code for a protein of 557 amino acids. The transcript has a single exon. Gene Ontology annotation, molecular function: pyridoxal phosphate binding; serine C-palmitoyltransferase activity. NCBI's taxonomy places the organism in Eukaryota, Fungi, Ascomycota, Saccharomycetes, Saccharomycetales, Saccharomycetaceae. Gene Ontology annotation, biological process: ceramide biosynthetic process; sphingosine biosynthetic process. Gene Ontology annotation, cellular component: endoplasmic reticulum. The record is from RefSeq and is a predicted model, not a curated record.